This is a messenger RNA of Cladophialophora immunda, 2754 nucleotides long. RefSeq lists its product as uncharacterized. NCBI's taxonomy places the organism in Eukaryota, Fungi, Ascomycota, Eurotiomycetes, Chaetothyriales, Herpotrichiellaceae. The transcript has a single exon. The coding region runs from base 177 to 2507 and encodes 776 amino acids. The record is from RefSeq and is a predicted model, not a curated record.
GUUUGUGACUUGCAACGCGUGGAGGCGCGGGCAGUUUCACCGCGUUGCCUGACAGUACUGGUCGCCUUUCCCCUCCAAGCGACCUGGGCCUCAACGAGCCAUUUGUACCUGACUUGUCGCAGCCCUUCUGAAUGGUACCUCCAGCAGAUCCCUGAAAUGCCACCCUAGUCGCUCCCAUGUCUGCUUCCCCGUCGUCCAAGAAGCGCACCACGAAACCGAUUCACGAAUUCUUCAAGCCUUACCUCAGAAACACAGUCCCUGCCAAAAGACCAUCACCGUCGGCCGAGGAGCGAAAGGAGGGAGAACACUCGCGCAGAGAGGAGACAACCACUCCCAAGGCAGAAAAGAGAACCAUCGACACAUUUGCGGCGAGGACGCCACCCUCCUCCGUGCUCUCACCCAGGUCUGCGCCGGGCUCGCGAGCCUCACUGUCCAUUCGCAGCCGAACGUCCCACUCACAAAGUCCGAUAAAGCCUCCUUCAACGUACAAACGCGCUCCCACAUUUGGCGCAGACAUUCUAGAAGAUGAUAUUCCCAAGGGCGAGGCCAACCGCUUCUCUUUUACCGACCUCCCCAGUUCGACGCAAGCUGUCAUUAAGGACGGCAAAGUAAUCGAGGUUCUUGACUCCGAUGAUGACGACGAAGAGUCUUUGGAGUCACUGGAGGACUUGUUUGGAAGAAGGCAAGGUGGGCACAGUACUUCGCCAUUGUCCACCCCCGAGCAUGAGGCCAAGGCUGAGGCUGAGCGCAAAAGGUUGUUGAGUCUGUUCACGUCAGGCAGGUCAGUCCCCCUGGUGGGCAAGGACAAACUACGGGCACUGUAUGCGAAAGAAAGGGCGCACAGGUUUGACAUCAGCGCCUUGAUGGAAGACCACUUCAAUGACGAAGAAGUGGAGAGCAAAGUCAGGGAAGUCCGGGCAGAGGUCGACGCGGCAAAUAAAGCUGCCGGGGCAGACAGCAUACCAACACUUGACAAGACGCUUCUGGCGGCCGUUGCGACAACGGACGACGACGAGCAUAGAGUCGCAAGACUAAUGGACGCUGUGGACCGCACGGAAGCUCUAACAUCUGAAGCGGUCUUCUUGUUCUUCGGAGUCAACGGGCCAAACGACUGGCAUGAUGAAGAUCCGGUUGAAUAUCCCUUCCCCGAAGAUGCAAUCCCAGAGCACCUAUGGCGAGCGGGGGAUAACGAAUCCAGGUCAAGAGCCUAUGUGUCGGGCUGUAUGGCUGACCUCGCAGCAAGACGCCUGAUCUCGGACGGGGCACUGAAUUGGACCUUUGAGAACGUCGUCAUGGAGGAACAGGACGACGUAAGGCAAGCAUAUAUCCGAUGCUUGCGGAACGCAAGCUCAUCCUGGACAAGGAUAAAUAUCCAGGCGCAGGACGUCCAGGCGAUCUUCCAGACUUUAGGUGCUGAUUCCAACAGCCUCCAAGAUUCUGUCGAGAUAAAGCCCAGACAUCGACUCCUGAAGGAGCCAGCGCGGCGUGAUCCGAAAUACCUUCUUGCAGUCCUGGAUGUCUUCCAGGAGAUAUAUGCGGAUAUGGACUUUUUGGCUCUGAGCAAGCUAACUUCUAUAAUCUGUCGGCUCGCCAUCGACAGCGAGCUAACCAGCGAUGGACGAAUUUCCUUGAGCAUUGACGCGUUCCUGGAAAGGCUUCUAUCACUCCCCGACGUGGAAACGCGUUCUCACAUCGCCGAUCGAAUCCUGGCCGACAUGGGCCGGCAUUUGAAAGAUAGUACGCUGCAGGCACAAUUACUCUCUCAUAUCCUACCUACUUCGCCUACCGCGUUGCAGAUACGCAUUCUGCUCGCGCAGGCCUUUCUGCUUGGGGCCAACGACGUAAAGGACAUUGAAUCCAACACUCCCAAGAUUUCACUUCACACGCUGGCUGAGCACGUAUCCAAGUCUCCUGACUUCGAUACGCGGCGCCGAAAAGGUCCUAGCACAAUGGACUACACUGCCCUACGCGCUCGCUCUCACAUUCUCGACAUCGCUAUCUCGGAUGGCGGUCGACCGGCGGAAUUCCCCUCUCGCCCGGAGGAACUCUCUUUCAACAAAUCCGUCGACCGCCUCGCGGAUGCAAUCAAAGCGACCUUUGUGGCGAUUGUCGACACGGGCGCCUCGCACAUGACCCGCACAGAGUGCAAGGACGUUUUGCAAGCGCUGUAUUGGCGGUUGUUAUACAGUGUCAGGACGGAGCUGAGGCCCAAGAGACAUAUCUUUGAUGGGAAGGUGGGAAGACUGAGGGACGCCGAGGAGGUCCAGGUCGAGGAAAGAGGCAAGGACUUUAUGAGCCGGUUUCUGGAGAAAACGAAAGGGAAAUCACGGGAGCGUGAACGUGAGAGGGAGCGGGAGAAGGGAGCUGAGCAGACGGCAGACACUCCGCAAGGGCAUGAAAACGCCCAGAAAGAGCGAGGCGGAGAGGUCCCUCCCACCUCUCCUCCGACAUCAGAGCCUUCAGAGACUGAAAUGUCGAUCCGCAGGCAGCUGGGGCUGGAGAACUAGGUGCAGCUUUCUGCUGAAGGUCCAUGUUCGUUUCGAGCAGUGUGACCCCCUCCCCGGAAGCAGGGCGGUAUGAGAAUUGGGUCGCUGGAUCAUGUUAUUGUUGAGCAAGGCGCCGGGGCGUAUCGACGGGAAGGAAACGGGUUUGACGAUUGAUGCCGCCCCCAAGCCGGAGUCUGAACGAUGUGCAGUUCGCACGACGACUCAUGGAAAUAAGACGACUUUAUACAGAAAAUCUUCAAUACGCUCG